AUGGAAAAUGAAUUUCUUAACGAAAAUAAUAAUAUAAAAUAUUUUUCUAAUGAUAAAAAUGAUACUUGUAUAAAAAAAGAUGAACAAAAUAAAGAUCAUACUUUGAAUAUUGAUAAACUGAAUAAGAAUUCUUCAAGCAGCAGCUCUAAUUUUUAUAUAGAUAAUUGUAAAUAUAAAAUAAUGGAAUAUUUAAAAAAUACAACUAAUAGAAAAAGUGAAAAUGCUUUUAAAAUAACAUUGAAAAGCUUUAAGGAUUAUGAUAAAAUUGAUUCUUACAAGAAAAAUUUUAAUAAUGUAAAAAACAAUGAAAUAAAAAUCUAUGAAAUGGAUAAUGAUGAUUAUUUAAAAAAAAAUGUAAAAAAUAAUGAUCAUAUUAAUAGCGAUAGUAAUGAUGAUAGAAGUAAUAUUAAUAAUAUUAUUAAAAGUAUUAAUGAUCAUAGCACUAGUAGCAGUUAUGAUAGUCUUACAUUUUUGAGAAGAAAUUUCGAAAGUUAUAGAAGUAGUAUAUUGUUCUUGAAUAACAAAAAGAAAUCUUUAAAAUGUACCGAACUAAAUAAUAAUGAUACAUUAGAAUUGCAUAAGGAUAUAAAAAAAAAAAAAAAAAAAAAAAAAAUUGCUGUUAACUUUGAUAGUAAAAACAAAAAGAGUAAUAUGCAUGCAUACACAGACGUAGAGAAAUUAAAAAUAAAUAUAAAUAAUGUAAAUGUAAAUUCAUAUAAUUCAAAUAAUAAAGAGAGAAUUAAAAAUACAAAGAGUGAUUUAGACAAUGCGGAAAAAAAAAAUGAAAAUUUAGAUAAUUGCAACAAAAAAAAGACCAGCAAUAAUAUAAAUGUAUAUUCUGUAUCUACAAGUAAUUUUAACGAUGACUACUUAAACAAAAUAAAUUUAAUUAAUUUAAAUAAGACUAGUAAUGAAAACAGUUCAAACGGGAGUAAUAAAUCUAGUUUAAAUAAUCAUUUUAAAAAAAGAAAAUUAUAUGAGGAUAACAGCGAAAAGCCAAAUAACAAUUCUUCUGAAAACAUUAAUAAUAACAAAGAUUUAAUGAAAUCUCCAGAAACCUCCAGACAACACCCUUCUAUUACCUCAUCCUCUGUUUUUUCUUCUUUUUUUCGUUUUCCAUCAAGUUACUUAAGUAAUCAGAAAAGAAGAAAAAAAGAAAAUAAAUAUGCACCAGAUAUAGUAGAAGGUAAAAAUUUAAGUAAGUAUGAAGAUUUCAAGAAUAUCAAAUUUUCUAAUUCAAGAAAAUCUGAUCUUGAAAAGCAAUUCAAAGAUCUUACUAAUUGUAAAAAAUACGAUUCUAACGAUAGUAAUAAUGCUAUCAAUUAUACUAAUAGUAAUAAUGUUAAUGGAGAUAAUUCUAGUUGCACGCAUAAAAAUAGUUGUAAGAAUUUGAAAAAUAAUAAUUUCUAUGAUAUAUUUUCAAGUAAUCCCAAUAAUAAAGGUACAGUAAAAAUGAUUAAUACAAAUAAUAGAAAUGUUUUUUUUGUAAAUUCAUUCAAUGAAAAUUAUUAUUAUGAAAAUAUAAACUUAAAAGAUAGUAAUUUAUUAAAAAAUGAUAAAAUACACAAUAAUUUAAAAUAUUCUGAAAGAUAUUAUGAAAACUAUAUACUUUUUAAGAGUUUUAUUUUUUCACUUAAUAACCCUUAUACUUUUUCUUCUAUAUCAAGAGAACAUGAAAUUAAUGAAGUGAAUUCACUUAAAUAUAAAAUUUUAAAAAAUGAAAAAUAUUCAUUAUUAAAUAAUGUAUCUACUUAUAAGAAGUUUGAUGAAAAGUAUUUUUUAGAAGAUUUUAUUACAAAUGAUUUUCAGUGGAUAGAAUUAGAUGGUGUUAAUUGUUCUUAUGCAUAUGAUUUUGCAUUUUUUGAUAAAACAGAUAAGUAUAUGAUAUCAAUUGAUGCGCUUGACGAUGAUAAUAAAAAUAUUAAAAAAAAAUGUAUGUAUGAAAGUUUGAAUGAAAAUUGGAAUAUUUUAGACAAUGCAAAAGAAAGAAAAAAAAAAAAAAAUAUAAAAGAUGAUAUAUUUUUUCAUAACGGUUAUAUAAAAACAAAAGGUGAUAAUGAAAAUUACAUUUAUAAUAAUGAAAAAAACAAAACUAUUCAGAAGUCAAAUUUAGAAAAAAAUACAAGUGAUAUGUCAAAUAAAAAUAAUUGUGAUUUAGAUGAAAUUAUUAAAGAGAAAGAUAUUAGUAAUAAAGAGUGUGAUUUACAUGAAAACGAAAAAAACUUUUUAAUUUUAUAUGCAAAAAUUUUAAAUAUAAGCUUUAUUUAUUCAGCAAAUAUUCUAAAACAGUUUAAUCAUCCAUCAAUAAAUUUAUUUAACACAAAUAAAACACAUAGUCUAAAAAAAAAAGAAAUAAAUAUUAAUUAUAAUGAAAACAAUUAUAAUUGCCAAAAUGAUUAUUAUAAUAAAGAAAUAAGCAAUGAAUAUACGAAAAAAAGUAGGAUUUCUUUAAAGCAAGGUAAAAAAAAAAAAAAUUUUGAAGAAUUAAAUAAAUUAGAUAAAAAAAAAAAAUAUAAAUCUGAAAAGACACAUAAAACUAAGUAUCUAAUUAAUGAAAUGGACAUUCAAAAAAAGAAAAAUAAAUUUAUAAGUAAUAAAAUAAAAAGGCAUUUAAAUUGUUUAAAUGUAAGAGUAAUAAUAAAAGAGUGGUAUAUUGACUAUGGUAUUUAUCCAAAUUGUGUUCCUUACAUUUAUGUUGUUUCUCAGAAUAAUAAUAGGUAUAGAUUAGAUAAGCCGUUAGAUAAAUAUUAUGAUAUUUUUACAAAUGUUAGACUAAAAUUUGAGAUAACCACAAGAAUACUUAAAACAUUGCAAGUUUACCCACAUAUAUCUUAUGAUAAAUUGAUUGGCUAUUUAACAUUAUAUGAAUCAAUAAAAAAGAAAAUUAAGAUGAAAGAAAAUGAAGAAAAAAUUAAAAAUCAAUAUAUAAAUAACAUAGAAAAUGGAAAUCAAAUAAAAUAUGAAAAUGUAAUUAAAAACAGAAAUUCAAAUAAAAAUACAAUUAAAAAUGAGGAUUCAAAACACCUUUUCAAAAUAACAAAUACAUCUAGUGAUGAGCAAGGUAAUAAAAGAUAUAAAGAUGAUAUUAAUAAAAUAAAAAAAAAAAAAAAAGAAAACAUAAUGAAAAAUUUUAAUUUAUCUGAAAAAAAUGGAACAGGUAUAUAUAUAAUGCCAGAUGGAACAAAAAGUAAAAAAUGUAUAUGGGGGGCAGCAUAUUCGGUUUAUAAAUGCGAUGAACAUGUUAUUAUUAAUUUAUAUAAUUUUUUAAAAAAGGAAAUUAAAUUAUUAGAAGAAUGUUUUAACAUUAAUCAUUUAUUAAAUACUUCUUUUAUGAAAACUUUAAAAGAAAAAUUUUAUUCAGAACAGAAAAGUAUGAAGGAAAAAUCAAUAGAUAAUAUACAUAAUAAGGAUGAUGAGUAUUAUAAAAUUUCGAAAAAUAUACAAAAUGAUACAGGUGAAGAAAAUAUGCAAAAUAAUAAAUAUCCACAUAAUAAUCUUAUAAAAAACGACAAAAAAAUAAUAAUAAAGAAAAUGCACUCAGGAAAUAAUGAAGAUACUUUAAAAAAAAAUUUGAAUAUAAACAAAAUGAUUAAAAAGAAGAAAAAGAAUAAUAAUAAUAAUAACAGUGAAUAUAACAAUAAUGAAUUAAAAGUAAAAGGAAAAAAGGAAAUUAUGAAAAGAACAUUUAAAGAAGUAGAGAUAAAAGAAGAAAAUAUGAAACUAAGCGGAGAAAAAUGCACUCAAGAUAUAAAAGAAAAUCAUAAAAAUUAUAAUAUAGAAAAUGAAAAUUUUAAUUUAAUAGAAAAUAUAAAAAUACAAGAUGAAUUAUAUACUAAUAUAAAUGACAAAAAUGUAUAUCCCUAUUUUCUACCUUUACAUUUAAUUAUCCCUUUAAAACAUGAAAUGCUAUUAAACAUAUGGACUUUUUUUUAUACGUUUAAAGAAAUUUUAGAUAUAAAUAUUACAAUGAAUAACUUAGAAAAAAUAUUUCUAUUUAAAAGAAAUAUAUUUAAUAAAAAAAUAAUUUAUCAAUCAAUUAAUAAAAGUUAUCUACUGAAAGAAUAUAUUAAAAAAAAUAAAAUACUAAUUUCCUUAGAUGAGAUGAAUUCUGAAGGGAAAAACAUAAACGACUCUAUUUGUGAUAUAAAAUACAAAGAUAAUAUAUUAAAAAGUUUAUUAAUGUUGUUACACUAUUCAUUAUUAAUAGAUAAUAUUAUAAAAAAUAAUUUUAGAAGAAAAAAGAAAAAGCAAAAAUAUUUAAUAAAAAAAAAAAACAAUUACGUUUAUCAAAUAUAUGAUGAAUUUGAAAAUCCUUUAAUUAAUAACUUCUCCAACUUCUCUAUUAAAAAAGGUUAUAAUAUUGAUAGGAGAAAUACAGGCAUGUGCUUAAAAAAAAUGAGAGAUCAGGAAAAUAUAAUUAAUGAUAUAACUUAUUCUGAACAAAAUUCACAAAAAAAUGUUCAUUUAAAUAAUUUAAAACAAACAGGCAUACAAUUGUGUGCAAAAAAUCCAACAGAAAAUAAAGACAUGGAAUUAAAUAUAAAACAAGAAGGAUGUAAAAGUGAUACAAAAGAACUGAAUAAAGAAGAUAUAAGCAAUGUAGAAAAAAAAAUAAAAAAUGAUGAACAAAAAAAACAAAAUUUUUUUUCAAAUGAUUCCCAUUCAGAUAACAUAAUAAAUUUUUCUGAUGCUUUGUCAUAUUGCUCAUAUUUGGAAUCAUCUUCAGAUGAUAUUAAAAAAAAGGAAUAUUCUAAAGUAAAUAAUGAAAUAAAAGAAGAAAAAGAGAUAAAUAAUUAUGAUAAAAAUAAUGAUAUUAACCUUUGUAAAAUUCAUAAAGAUUGUCUUUAUAAAAAUAAUUUUUCUAAAGAAAAAUGUAAAAACUAUUACAAGGAGAUCAACUAUGACAGGACAAUUAAUUCAUGUAAUAUAAUAAAAAAAAAUGAUUAUUUAAAAAGUAAUAAUAAAACCAAAGAGAAUGAUAAAAUUUGUUCAGAUAUAGAAGAAACAAAAGAUGGAAACAAUUGUAAAGGAGAUAUGAAUAAAGAAAUAAAAUCAAAUCAUAUUUACAUUACCGAAAAAUUAAUAGCUAUAAAUGAAGAUAUGAUAAAUCAAAUUGAAAAUGAAAAAAACGAAAUGGAAGAAUUAAAGGAAAAUGAAAAAAACGAAACGGAAGAAUUAAAGGAAAAUGAAAUAAAAGAAAAGAAAAUAAAAAAACAGGAAGAAAAAAUAGAUAUAGAUCAAAAUGAUCUUGAAAAUACAUCAGAUGAAAUAAAUUUCUAUGAUUUAACGGAAUAUGAACAAACUAUUAAUAAUAAUUCUUAUAUCAAUGUUUUAUCUGAUAUUUUUUUGCAAAGAAAAAAAAAAAAAAUGAUUUUUGAAGAAUAUCAUGAUAUAAGAAUAUUAGAUAAUAUUACUUGGACAAUACUAUUAAAAAAAUACAUCUUCAUUAUUUUGUAUACCAUGAAGCAUUCUUUUUAUUUUGAUAAUAAAAAUGUAAAUGAAAAGAAUAACAUUAUAAUAAAUAGUAAUUUUAAUUGUGUUAUACCUUCAAAGAAUAAGGAUUUAAAUACUUUAAACACAAAUUUAUCAAUCUCUAAAAGCGAAACUAUUAAUAAAAACGUAAAAAAGGAUAAUAUAAAUAUAUCGAAAUGUUAUGAUAAAGGUAAUAAUAUAAAAAAUAACCAGAACAACUUCACUUCAAAUAACGAAAAAAAUUUAGAAAAUAUAAAUUUAAAAAAAUAUAAGUUGAGUUGGUUCCUUAAUUUUAGUAAAUUUCAUUUUUCUAAAAGUGAAAUAAUGGAAAUGAUUAAUAUAUUUAAAUUUUUAUGUAAAGAAAAUAAUACGUACGAAAUGCUAAAAGAAACUGAAAAAAUGAAAAUUAUUAUGUUUUUUAUAAAUAUAAUAACUAGUAGUAAUAUUUCAAGAGAAUUUAUAAAUGAAAAAAUUGAAUAUUUGAAUAACAUAAAAAAUUACAUUGUCAAUAAGCAAAAUAUAGAAGAUACUGCUCAAAAAAAUAUAAAGAAAAAUUCAAAUGAUACUAAAAUUGAUUGCUUAUUCACGAAAACUAUACCAAAUAAGGAAUUUUCUAUGAAAAGUGAUUGCAUUUAUUUUGAAGAAAAAGAAAAAAAAGUUACCUGUGAAAAGGAAAAUAUAAGAGAUGAAAAUGCAAAAAAUACUCAAGGUAAGAAUAAAGGAAAAGAAAUUAUUAGAGAGAAAAAAAAUUAUUUUAACAAAAUUAAAGAAAAUUUUAACGUAAGAAUAGACUUACUAGGGGAAGACAGAUAUUUUAAUAAAUACUAUUAUUUUGGUAGCAGUUUUGGUUAUAUAGAUAGAAUAUAUGUGCAAUACAUGAAUCAUAUUAAAACAAAUGAUGAAGAACAUUUUGAAGAAAGUGCUAAAAAUAAAUUAGAUCAUAAUGAUAAUAACAAAUGCAAGCAAAUAAAAACAAUUUUUAAUUCAAUUGAAGAAUAUAUUAAUUUUAUAAACGAAUCAAAAUAUAAUUUAAAAAUGGGAUACAUAGAAGGUAUCGAUAAUAUAAAUAUGUUUAUAGAACGUUUUUCACCAUUUACAAUUAGAGAAAUAGAAUUAAAAAAGAAAUUUCUUGAAAUAAAAGAAGUAAUUAUAAGUAGUCAAUUAAAAAAUGAUGGAAAUUAUAUUAAAAAAGAUAUAAAAGAUAAAGGUAACAAUAUAAUACUAGCAGAAGAAGAAAAUAAAGAACAAGGAAAUAAAAAAGAGUCAAGCGCUACCUUUUUUAAUGAAAGAAAAGAAGAUUUGAUUUAUGAAAAUAAGUAUAUUCAUACAAAAAUAGAACAUAAAGAGCAGUAUAAAGAUAAUGAAAAUAGAAAUAGUUUAUUAAUAAAAAAUAAAAUUCGUAGUAAUUUAAAUAAAUAUAUUCAUGAGAAUUUAAGUAACUGCAAAAAAAAGGAUGACGUUACUUUAAUAAACGGCACUGAUAAAGGACAUACGUAUAAAAACGAUAAUAGUAAUUUAAGAAUUGAUAAAGAUACUGAUCAAAAUGAUGAAAAAAUAAUGUAUUUCACUGAAGCUGAGAAAUUAUUUGAGCAAUUUUUUUUUAUUAGUGAAAAGGUACUUAAUUUUAAGGAAGACAUAAAAAAUAUUUUAAGUGAAUAUUUUGAAUCAGAAAUUGACAAAAAAAUAUAUGAUUUUAUUUUUUUUUGUAUUGAUAAUUUUAUUAAUAAUGAAUUAACAUAUGAUAUUAAAAAAACAAUUUUUAUUAAAUAUCUUGAUUUUAUUUAUAUAAUUGAAAAAUCUUUUUCGGCUUAUUCUUCUUAUUUUCUUCAGAAGAAAUGGAAUAUCUAUUUUCGUAAGAAGUGGAUUAAUGACUUGAAUUUUAUAAAAAAAGAAAUAAUUAAUAAUACGGUAAUUUUUAAUAAAUUAGAUAUAUUACCUCUUUUAAAUAUUUAUUUUAAUUUUUUUCGCAUAUACGGCAUUAAGGAAAAUAUUAUAAGAAAAUUGAAAAAAUACAAUAUAGAGGAAAAUUUAUUUAAGAAAAUAAAUUAUGAUUGUGCUGCAAAAAAUGAAUUAUGUAUCAUUGAAAAAUUUUUCGAAAGAGAUAAUAAAAAUGAGAAAAACCCAAGCAACUCAAAUGACGAUAAAGCCUCUAAUUUAUGCUUAAAAGAAAGAGUCAAUGAAUUAAGAAAUAAAAUAUACACUUAUUUGCCUUUUGAAAAAAAUGAAAAGUAUUUUUAUUUUAAAGAAGGGCAUUUAGAGCACAUGAAUAAAUUUAAUGAUCACAAUUUUUUUAAUAAAAAAGACGAUUUGAAUUCCCUAGGUAAUGUUGAACAAAUUGAAGUCCUAGAUAUAAAAAUUUUUUUAAUAUCUAAUAAUAAAGAAGCAGCAAAAGAAAAAAAAUAUAUAUCAAAAAAGAAAAACGAAAAAAAAGAUAAAAAAAAUGAAAAUUUAAAUGAAAAUGACAAUAAUAUCAAAAAUUUCAAUGAUAAUAACAAUGAUAACGAAAAUGAAAAUGAAGAAAGAGAAAAUAUAAUAAAAAAUAAAAAAAAAGAUGAAAAAAUUAAUAAUUGUAGUGACACAGACAACAUACAAUGCAAUUUACAGAAAAAUAAAACAGAGAGCAAAAAAAAAAGUAAAAUGUGUAAAAAGUUAAAUAAAAAAAUGAGGAACGACAACAAUUAUUGCAAAUUACAUAAUGAUUUAUUUCAGAUAAAAAAGGAAGUUGAAAAGCAACAUUUAUGUUUAAAUGAUAAAAAGAAUAAAUUCUAUUUUAAUUCUCUAACUAAUUUUACAACAUUUUUAGAUAACCAAAUAAACGAUAGUCUGUUCAAUCAAAAUGAUUUGUUGAUUUAUAAAAAUGAAAAUUUGUUAGUAAGCAAUAACAUCUUAUAUGGAAAUAAUUUAAGUGAACAGACUAUAAAUAAUAAUCUAAAUGAAACAUAUAAUUUUUUAUGUCAAUUACAUUGUUCAAUUAUACCUCGUAACUAUGAAAUAGCAGAUAGCUUACAUAAAAAAUUGAAUUUAUCCAAAAAAAAUUUAUCAAAUGAUAUUGUUAGAAACCCUAAUUUUUUUUUAUUUAAUAUAUUUUACGACGAAAAUAUGAAAACUAUUUUAUAUAUUAUAUCUGCAAAAAAGGUAUUAAACUCUUUAAAUAAUAAGUGGAAAAUAGGAUUAAAGUGUAAAGUACAAAAGCCAUUAUGCUCAUUUGAUUACUCUCAAUACUUCGCAACUAUUAAAGGAAUAAGUUUUAAUCCUAUGAAUUUGUGGAAAAGUAUUACUGUAAAAAAAGACACAAAAAAAAAUAAAAAAAACUCAAUUACUCAAAAAGUAAACUUUUGGGAAUUAAUUAAAAAAAAUGAUAUAUAA
Messenger RNA from Plasmodium relictum, 8838 nucleotides. RefSeq names its product conserved Plasmodium protein, unknown function. The record is from RefSeq and is a predicted model, not a curated record. NCBI's taxonomy places the organism in Eukaryota, Apicomplexa, Aconoidasida, Haemosporida, Plasmodiidae. The coding region runs from base 1 to 8838 and encodes 2945 amino acids. The transcript is spliced from 3 exons.